This is a messenger RNA of Neocloeon triangulifer, 2138 nucleotides long. RefSeq names its product galactosylgalactosylxylosylprotein 3-beta-glucuronosyltransferase P. Gene Ontology annotation, molecular function: galactosylgalactosylxylosylprotein 3-beta-glucuronosyltransferase activity. The transcript has 8 exons. The coding region runs from base 295 to 1338 and encodes 347 amino acids. Gene Ontology annotation, biological process: carbohydrate metabolic process; chondroitin sulfate proteoglycan biosynthetic process. The record is from RefSeq and is a predicted model, not a curated record. Gene Ontology annotation, cellular component: Golgi membrane. NCBI's taxonomy places the organism in Eukaryota, Metazoa, Arthropoda, Insecta, Ephemeroptera, Baetidae.
UGCUGCUGCUGGCGAAAUGACAACACACGCCUGCUGUGCUCCGGACAGAGGCGCUGCUGCUUUAUCAGUGGCCGGCCGCCGGGGUUGAGUCUCGAGCCCAAGCCAGAGAUAAGCCAGUCGGUAGCACAUGCUGCUCAAACAACAAUCGUCCCGGCCCAGCAGCUCCACCGAGGGACACGCGCGAGUUGCUUUGCAGAUUUCCUGGAUGAGAAAAUGAAGCAUGUGACCAGCGUUGCUAUUAUGUGAGAGGCACGGCAACUAUGGAUACAAUCACCAGGCGGUGCUGCUGAGAGCAUGAAUUUGUACCGCAAGUUUUCGCUGAUGGCGGUCUUUGCUCUGGGCCUGUUCGCCGUGCAGUACCACCUGCUGACCACGUGGUGGGUCCAGGGCGUCCGAUCCGAGGCGCCGCUCUCCGUCGUCCGGCUCUCCCUCGACAGAUUGCAGCUCUCGCCAGAACUCACCGCAGCCGUUUCACAGGAACACCUCCGGAGAAUCGUCGAGGAGGUGAGCCAGCAGAUGGUCCAAGUACUGCCGGAGUGCGUGCCGGUGGCCGCGGCGACGACGGCGCGGCCCAAGGUAGUGGAGCCGCUGCCGCCCAAAUUGUACAUCAUCACCCCCACGUACCGCCGGCCGGAGCAGCAGCCCGAGAUGACCAGACUGUCCCAAACGCUUCUGCACGUCAAGAACAUCAAGUGGCUGGUCAUCGAGGACGCGGCGGCGCCCACGCCAGAAAUCACUCGCCUGCUCAAACGCACCGGAAUCGAUUUCGAGCACCUCGUCGCUCCAAUGCCGGCCAAGUAUAAAAACAAAAAGGGCAGCAAGCCAAGAGGGGUUUCCAACAGAAACAAGGGCAUAGAAUGGAUCAAGGCCAACGCCGUCGACGGGGUCAUGUACUUUGCAGACGACGACAACACCUACGACGUCAGAAUUUUCGAACAGAUGCGACACACCAAGAAGGUGUCGAUGUGGCCGGUCGGUUUGCUGACCAAGUUUGGACUGAGCACGCCGGUGGUCAAGAACGGCAAGUUCCGCGGCUUCUACGACGGCUGGAUCGCCGGUCGCAAGUUCCCCGUCGACAUGGCCGAGUUUGCCGUCAACGUCAAAUUUUUACUCAAGAGGCCAAAAGCUGCCAUGCCUUACAAGCCAGGGUUCGAGGAGGACGGUUUUCUGAAGAGCCUGGCGCCCUUCGACCCGAAGGAAGUCGAGCUCCUCGCCAACAACUGCAGCGAGAUUCUGGUGUGGCACACACAGUCGAAGAAGAAUCCGCCGUCUGCGCCGUUGAAUGAGACGCUCUACAAGGACACUAAUCUGAUUGAGCUUAAAAAGCACAUGGUGUAGCGGACGCGCUCUGCUCUCUGUGAAUGACACUAUACUCUGCAGCGUUGUGACUUUUCUCUCUAUCUCCAGCAUUAAUUAGCAUGUAAUGGAAAAAAUAAGCAGCGGUCAACUCUCCUCUAAACUGUAAUUAUAUUUCAACGAAUAUAUAAAAUUAACUUACGUGUACAUAUGUAUGUGAAUGUGACAAUUUCCUACUGCCUCUCCAUUAAGAAAUAAAAACACGAACAUUGUGAUAAUUUCCGUAAAAUUAAGUAUGAUGCAUAAAAUAAAAAUGAGCCUCCUGAUGAAAAAAAACUUUCUCGCCGAACAAGUGCGAAUUUUCGGUGUAAAAAUUAAUGAAAUUUCUGCAAGUCCCACUCCAGCAUCAAUUAUCUAAUAGCAUUCUUUGUUAAUUUUCAAAGACAAUCCAUCUAAUUGAUUGUUACAUAAUUCUCGUUCAUAAACUUAUAUAUUUGCUCGGCUGCUUUUAAUACAAUUUUGUGGCAUUUCGCCGUCUCAUCAAAUAUAUCUGUCGAUUUUAAAUUAAUGUGUAUAUAAAAACGUGAGAGGUGAAGAAAUUAAUACAAAUGACUGAAAAUCAGUAGCUGCAAACCAUUGAAAAAUAAUAAUGUGGUCGAAAUCAAAAUAACUGUGAAAAAGCAAAAAGGCCUGUCUUGAAUUGUGAAAAAAAUUAUUGUAUAUGAGUUGUAGCCAAAUAUUUAGUUUUUGAGAGACAAAAAUGACUCUUACUACGAUGAUCCCUGAAAGACUUUUGAAAUAUUACACUAAUAAAAUGUAGCGGGUAACUAUUAAAAAUUAAA